Molecule: messenger RNA, 6205 nt
Organism: Stegodyphus dumicola
Lineage: Eukaryota; Metazoa; Arthropoda; Arachnida; Araneae; Eresidae
Gene: Syngr
Product: synaptogyrin
Cellular component (GO): neuromuscular junction; synaptic vesicle membrane
Source: RefSeq, a predicted model, not a curated record
UUCAGUUGGAAACAAAUAUGAACGGUGGAGUUGGUGGUGCCUAUGGUGCGGGAAAAGCGGGGUCUGGUUCAGAUCCUAUAUCAAUUUUAACGAAACCUCAUGUGAUUUUAAGACUUUUGUGUUGGGUUUUUUCUAUAGUUGUUUUCGGGUGCAUAGGCUCUGAAGGAUGGAUGAAAGACAAGUGUCUAUACAACAACGACAUAAAUGCUUGCAAUUUUGGAACAGGAAUUGGCGUGAUUGCCUUUUUAGGAAGUUUGGCACUUUUAGUGACAGAUAUUAUGUUUAACAGUAUCUCCAGUAUCAAGGUUCGUAGGCGAGCUGUAAUUGCAGACAUUGCAUUUUCAGCUGCUAUGGCUUUCUUUUGGUUUGUAACAUUUUGUUACUUAAGUGAUUCUUGGAGAAAAGCCCCUUAUCCCAAGCAUGGAUAUGGUGUAAACAACUUGAGGGGUGCUAUUGCCUUCAGUUUCUUUUCAAUUUUUGUCUGGGCUGGUUGCAUAUUUUUUGCUUUCACUCGUUAUCGCCAGGGUGCAGAUACUGCAUUCAUGACCAGUGGUUUUGAAGGAGAUGCAAGUAUGCCUGGUGGUGCCCCUUACACCAGUUAUCCUGAUGGACCGGAAAUGAAUGAGGGUUACCAAGAGCCUCCUUUCUCCUCAAACCAAAAAGAUAUGGCCCCAGGUGGGCCUGGUUUCCAACAGCCAGCUUAUUAAUGUGCAUUCCAUCGCUAAUACAUAUAAUCUACUCGUUGAGUCGUUUGUAGGUGAAAGAGGGAUUAGAGAGCUCCACAUGUUUAUGUACAAUGAUGUGCAUUGUUCCAUUACUACUACUGUACUCCUUGAGCGGUGAUAAAAAGUUUUUUGAGUCCUUUUUGAAAAUGUGGGUGUUAGCAUGCUGGGUUGCCCAAUGAUUUAGAAAGGAAAGAUAGUUCAAUUCUUGAUCUGUUUUGACACUUGUGUGCAGAGCAGGCAAAUGAGAUUUUUUAUAAGGUUUGAUCAAAACUUUUUUUUAUUUUUAUUGAUGAGCAUGCUUACAUAUGUAUGCUUAGGGCAGUGGCAUAGCUACAUUUAAAGUUCUGUUUUGAACAGAUGAGAAUUUCAGAAUUAAUAAUGCAAGUACCUUAAACUGUUAAAUUGAAACAUUUUAUACUAAGUCUCAAACAGUCAGUGGUUUAGCAGUAAAUAAUAUUGAUUCAUAUUCAUCAGUUAAGUGCACUUUGAUUUGCUUUCAAUGAAAUUAUUUGUAGUUGAUCUAUUUCAGGCUAACUCCUUCCUUUUUUAAGUUUAUUAAUAUUUUUGAUUAUGUUAAAUGUAUUCAUUGAACUCAUUGCUUUGUUAAUCAGUAUUACUUAUUUUGAGAUAUUUAUAGUAAAAAAUAUCCUGCUAAAAGGUAUUUCAAGAAUAUUAGAAGAAGAGAGGAAAAGAAUGAUAAUUUUAAAGGGAAUUAAACCCUGCAACAAUAUGAUUUUGAAUCCUAAGAAUAAAAAAAUCAAGUAAUCAUUUUCUUUUGACAUUUGGUGUCUUAUUUUUUUAUGUACAAAAUUGUUCCUUUUUUGGCAUAUUGAGAGAAAUUUGAUGAGUACAAUGAUGAUUUUAAUUAUUAUUUUUUAAAUUAAAAGCUUUUGUGACUUUUUAUACUGAUUAAAAAACUGUUUAAAAAGUAGCUAUGCUUCUGUGUGUCUGUAUAGGUGUAUGUUUAUGCGAUCAUACUCCUUACACAACUUAUUCAAAUGAUUAACAGGGCAACCAUUACUUACACUGAUGAAAUCCUUUCUAAAAGGAUAUAUAGAGCUUCAAAACAUCACUCAUUUCUGUAUCAUUUCUGUCUUCUGCCUAGAUUCAUUUUUUAAAUACUUUUAAGUUGUUAAAUCAUAUUGCAUUUUAUUUAAAUGGAUAAAAAAUUGUUAAAAAAACUUUUAAAUUGUAAUUGCACUACCUUUUCUUCUUUAUAACAAUGGCAUCCUAUUGUGAUAUUUACUAAUGACAAAAAUUGAAUUAGUUGCAUACUUUUUCAUUAAUUUUUUUAAUUAUAUAAAAGCCAUUGAAAUUAGAUAUAAAUAGGAGAUAUUUGGCUAAUUUAGUACAAAAAUAAAUGAUUAUUUUAGCCUCUUUUGCCAGCCCUGCUGAAAUGAAUGUUUCAUGAGCAUUUACAUUGUCACAUUAAGUAUUGAAAGCAGUGAUGAAUUUUCCAUAAUUCUGUGUUAAUAGAGCACACAUUAUCCUGAGUUUUGUUAUGAGUAAAAAUAUCGGGGAUAAGUUGUUUGGAACUUAAUAUUUCAUUCACCAUGCACAGCUUGUGAAUGGAAAUAUAGUCAAUUAAUUAUCCAUUUUUGAGAUAACUGAGUACACUUUCAUUAUUAAGCUUUAGCAUAAAAUGAUUAAGUUAAAAUCGGGCCUUCACUUAUAUAUAUAUAUAUAUAUUCUUGAUUCUGAUUUCUUUUUAUCUUUGAGAUGAAUUUUAAAAUUGAGCGAAAUUUUAAGUUCCAAAUGUAGUGCCAUAGUAUUUAUAAUUCCAUAUGAAUUAAUGCUUUGUGAUUUAUUGGUUUACUAAAGAAAGCCAGAUUUUGAUUAUAAAUUGUAUCUGAAAUGCAUUAUUGUACUUUUUAUUGUUCACUGUAUAUUCAUUCAUUUAUUUUUUAUCUGUGACAAAUUUGUGAAAUAUUGCAUAAAGUAUUAUAUACUGUAAAGCAAAAUGUAGCAAAAAUGUGUUUUUAUGGCAAUCAGUGGUAGUAUUAUUUUAUUUGCAAAUUCUGUGUUAAGUCAGCAGGUCAGAUCAUUUGAGGUUAUUUAAGUGAUUGUUUCAAAUUUUUUUUAAAAUUGUUAAUAUGAGUUGUAUAUUUCUAUGGUUAAUUUCUACUUGCAAAUUAAAAUCAAAAUGGAAUAAUUGAAAAAAAGUUCAUCAUACAGAUAAAUUUCUGUUCAAAUUGGAUUAAUCAUUUUGAGGAAAUGUGUCAUAAAUUCUUUAUGCUUAAAUAUGUAUAUUUAGGGCUGCUUGAAGGUUUUGAGGCUAGUUUCGCUGUAUAUAUGUAUAUAUGCAUACAUACAUAUUGUGAAAUUUGCUUAAAAAUUUGACUUGAUAUGCAUUUUGCAUUUAAACUCUCAUAUUUAAAAUUUCAUAGAUAUAAGAAAUUUCUUUUGCAGUCUUGAGGAAAAUUUCAGUAUUCUUUUCAAGUUAUGCUUUUUUGAUAGGUUUUAGAAUUAUCCUUCCUAUAUUAUAUUUAUGUGGAACAUUAGCAAGGCAAUAGUGGGUAAAAAUUAUAUAUAUUGUUUGUUAAAAAUUUAGUUAAUUUGCCUCAAUAUCUAAAGUAAGUAUACCUAAUGAAAUGAUGAAUGUAAUCAUUUCUUUUUAUGAAUUUAUUUAUUUUAUAGUUUUGUAAAUAGUAGGCUCUCUGCAACUGUAUACUUUUCUCUGUUUUAAAAAUAUAGAAGACAAAGGCAUCUUAAAUUAAAACAGGCAAUUUUUCAGUUAAUUUGCAUCAUAUAUUUUAGUUACUAUACCCUUUUACCUGAAAUGUUCAAAAUGGGAAACACUGUUCUUAUAUCAUAGCAAGACCUAGUUAAGUAGGAUUUUGCAGAUAUCUAGCACCUAGGAUAUUGAAAUCUGCAGUGGCAAUAAUAGGCAACCCUGAAUAUAUCUGUCUUGCAGAAAUAUAUAUAAAAAAGUACAAUAGGAUUGUUAUUUUCCCAGUGCAGGAACUUCAUUAUUCUGUGUCUUCUUGUAUAUUAUGAACUAAAUAAGUUUGUGUGCUGUUAAAAAAAGUAAUGUUUUAUGGCACUGUUUAUAAAGCUCUUUAAAUUAUGCUUCUGUUAACCACUCUGGAAACCUGUUAUACACUAAACCCUUCUCUCUAAAGAACAAAAAUGUGUGUGUUUUAUCAACAAAGCUGAUAAUGAGUGCUAAAGUUCAGCCGAAUAAUCCUAGCUAAGUAUUAUUUCAUAAUUCCUUAUGUUUCUAUUACAGUGAUAUUUUGGUUUAAUUUUUAAAUUUCAGGAUUAAAAUUGUAUAUUUAAUUACAUCAAUUUUUAGUGUGUGUAUGUGUGCUGUCAUGAAAGAAGUAUGUGUAGUGGUUAACAAAGGCAAAUAAUUUCACCGGCUUAUCUCCAAACUGAACAGAUUCUCCCUUUUAUAUGUAACCAUAUGUUCUGUACUUGAUUACCCCCAAAAAUUGGUAGUACCAUAAUGUUUAGGCUGCAGAUAGUUAUAGAUUAGAUGUAAUUUAACAAUGAACACAAGUAACAUUAUAAAUGUAUUAUUAAAAAAUAUAUGAUCAUGUGUUAAUGCAUGUGCUUAUUCAUAUAAUUACAUAUGUGCAGCCUACUUACAUGUCUUAAUGCGUGCAGUAUUUCUUUAGCAAUUAUUUAGAAUGUUAAAAUAUAUUUUGAGUAUUAAAAUUUUCAGAAAUACUUGUCAUUGCAAAAUCUUGUUUGCUUUUACCUACCAAAGUAUUCAUGUUAAUUAGAUGAAAAUUAUGCAUGUAAGUCACCGUUCCAUACUGUCUGAUAAAUUCGAAUUUGCAAUAAAAUGUAUAUUUGAAGUAUUUAUUCAGUAUCAGUAUAUGUAGGGGAUUCAGUUGAUACAUAUUUUUAUUAGAAAUAUUUCUUUGAAACUACUUGUUAUUUGUAUUUAAUUUUAUUCCUUGUGUAGUAUUGCAUCUUUGUGAAAAGGUGAAGACUGUAAAAUAUAAGUGACCAGUAAAUCCUCCCAGUAUAUAUUUUUAUGAAAAUAAUACAUUUUAUGGAAAACAGUGUAGAUGUUCUUGCCUCUUGCUUGCUUUGAAAUUACAAUUUUAUGUAGAGAUGUACAGUAAAUCAAGUAACAAGAAUGGCAAUUGACUUUAUCUUUUUUUUUUUUUAAAACAUAUAUUGCAGCAUUCCUUUUUUAUCUAUAUGAGCCUAUUUUCUCUGAGGGUAUAUCAUUUUGCUAGACUAUUAGAAUAAUUUUUAAAAAGUAGAAUUUAUUAUUAAACUUAAUUUCCAUUUGAAUGGUUUAAACUGAUUUUUUUUUUUUUUUUACUAUGUAGUUAUUGUGCUUGCAUUUUUAAAUGAAAUCUCACAAUCAAGGUAAGUUUCAUAAAAUAUGUUUCACAAUCAACCCUUUUCAUAAAAAUGGAUGAAAAAUUACUUAUGAAGGUGUACAACUGGUAGAAAUUUGUCUGAGGGAAAGCUUGAAUCACUUAUUGUAUACAUAAUAUAAUUUCAGCUGAAGCAAUUAAUCAUUGUCAAUUUUAAAAUAUUAGUUUCUUCAUAUUUUGUGAAUUGCUUUAUGCAGAAAGAUCUAUGUAAUUUAAAAAAAGAGUCUGAAGUAACUUUAUAAUCACUGAAUAUUGUAUAUUAAAUUGCAAAAUCUGUUUAUUAUAAGUUUUUUAACACUCUUUCAUUGCCCAAAUACUUAUCAACAAUUAGUAUGUAGGCUUGGUAUAUAACACUGCAAAAAAUAACUCUGUUAUACACAAUAUGUAUAUUUAUAAAAUCAUUAACAUUGAAGGAUGAACAUGAAGCUGUUAUACAUAUAUUUAAUUAGUUUUUACUGUUUUACUGUACAUCAUAUUUCAUGUGUGAAAUUAUAUGAUUGUAGGUUGUGAUUGUAUUAUUUGACUGUCAAUAUUGAAAUUUUAAAUUAUAUUUUAUACACUAAUGUGCUCCCCACUUUUUUUGUGUAGUCUAUGUAUGUACAGUUAUAAAAGGACUGUCUUGUCUGAUCACUUCAGUCUUUUUACGGUAUAUUUGUACAAAAAUGAACUUCACAUUAUAAAUCAAAUUCUUUCUGUCCUGUUUUUCUGUGCUACAAAUUUUCACUUGACUACUGUUUUAUUCAGAUUGUUGUGUGGUAACUGAGGAAAAUUGUCACAAUUGUGAAAGGGAUAAAUAUCAUAUUUUUAUGCCUAGAUGUGCAUCUAUUGCAUAUUUUUGCAAAUUGUCCUCUUCCUGUACAAUACAUUUUUCACUUUUAGAGAUAUUUUAUAUUUUGCUUUUUAAUUUGUUUAUUUAUCUGUGGUUUACUUUUUUGAUAAAUUAUGCUACAGUUUCAUGUCUUAUCAUCUGUAUGGCAAACCUUUAGUUACCAAAUGUUUAACUGCAUGAAGUGUUGGCCUGAAUUUUCUAUCUUCUUUAAUAUGUAGCUUAAAAUUCAUUUUGCUUAGUCAAUGUACUUAGCCAAACCACUGUGAUGUAUCAUAUCUAGUCAGAAAUAAAGUUCUAUCAAAAAUGUUUAA